AGCCGGCCUCAGAUCUGGCACCGCAGGACACGCACAAGUCACUGGAGUCAGUCCGCCUCCUUCGCCCUUCAACAUGCAGCCAACAAGACUUACAACUCGGCAGUGACUUGUGUGUUUCCAAAGUGGCGAGUACUGACCCGUUUGAGCGAGCAGAUUGUGCGCAAAGAGCGAAAUCGAGGACAAACUGUGCGUAUUUUUCUUUUCGUCUUUUUCUUGGAGCCAAAAGCAGGCAGAGUUGAGCUUUUCUACAGGAUUUUUUAUUAUUAGUAUUAUUAUUAUUAUUAUUUAAAGGGGACUAUUUUGGUCAAAGCCUUUUCACCGACAUGGAGUAUACGUCAUCCCCGAAACCGCAGCUCUCGUCCAGGGCGAACGCUUUCUCCAUAGCCGCCCUGAUGUCCAGUGGGAAGCCCAAUAAGGACAAGGAGACGGAGGAGAACACCAUCAAGCCUCUCGAACAAUUUGUGGAGAAGUCCUCCUGCAACCAGCAGUCUCUGGCUGACCUGUCCUCCCUGGACGGACACGGGGACUUCAGCGGGAGCGCGCCCGCGGUGUGCACGGAGCCGCUCAUCCCUACCAAUCCCGGCAUCCCCAGCGAGGAGAUGGCGAAGAUCUCGUGCAGCUUGGAAACCAAAGAGCUGUGGGACAAAUUUCACGAGCUCGGCACCGAGAUGAUCAUCACCAAGUCUGGAAGGAGGAUGUUUCCCACCAUCCGGGUCUCUUUCUCCGGGGUGGACCAGGACUCCAAGUACAUCGUGUUGAUGGACAUCGUCCCAGUAGACAACAAGCGGUACCGGUACGCCUACCACCGCUCCUCCUGGCUGGUGGCCGGCAAGGCCGACCCUCCUCUGCCCGCCAGGUUGUACGUCCACCCGGACUCACCGUUCACUGGAGAGCAGCUCAUGAAGCAAAUGGUUUCCUUCGAGAAAGUCAAACUGACAAACAACGAACUGGACCAGCACGGACAUAUCAUCCUCAACUCCAUGCACAAGUACCAGCCGCGGGUCCACAUCAUCAAGAAGAAGGAGCACACCGCCUCGCUGCUCAACCUCAAGUCCGAGGAGUUCCGCACCUUCGUCUUCGUCGAGACCGUCUUCACCGCCGUCACGGCCUAUCAGAACCAGCUGAUCACCAAACUGAAGAUUGACAGCAACCCGUUCGCCAAAGGUUUCCGGGACUCGUCGAGGCUGACGGACAUGGAGAGCAGGGAAAGUGUUGAGAAUCUGAUCCACAAGCACUCGUACGCCCGGUCGCCGAUCCGGACCUACGCUGGCGACGAGGAGAACCUGAGCGAGGACGGACACAGCGCACACACCAGAGGCUCUGCGUUCACCGCCUCAGACAACCUCUCCCUGAGCUCCUGGGUCACCACCACUUCGGGCUUCUCGGGCUUCCAGCACCCACAGUCCCUGUCGGCCAUGGGCACCGGCGCCGCCUCCCUGCCCCACCCCAUCCAGGGCUCCCUGCCCCCCUACAGCCGACUGGGCAUGCCGCUGACGCCCACCGCUCUGGCUGGAACCAUGCAGGGCAGUGGGCCGUCCUUCCCUUCCUUCCACAUGCCCCGCUACCACCACUACUUCCAGCAGGGGCCCUAUGCCGCCAUCCAGGGACUCCGCCACACCUCCACGGUCAUGACGCCCUUUGUAUGACUCCGUCCUGGGGAGGAGACGGCCGAUCUUCGCUCUGAUCCCCAAUCCAGCGCAACCAGUUAUUUCUCCACUCCGACUCAUCACUCCUCAUCCUGUUUGUAUCUUUCCCCCCUGGUCUUUGUAAAUAGUUCACCUGCUGCGAGUGAGGUGUGAGAAGAGAAUGUGGCGCACUGAUCCAGAAAAUCCCCCCCCCAAAAAAAGGACUGUGGCGCCUCCACAGGACCUGCGGACACAUCAGCAGGGCCUGUGGUUUCUAUGAACCCUUUAGUGACGUUGUACAAACACUUACAACCUCAAAACAAACUGUAAAGCCUGACGUGAGACGAUACAAGGAGCAUGUUUGGUCUUGGCCCUUGGAGAACAGAAAGUGGAUCCUCAACCUAAACUUAUUUUAACAAUAUUUAGAAGACCCUCUACAGGUGUAACAGUCCCUACAGGGUCUCCACCGGGGCUUAAGAGAUGGCAGGUUGCUGUGUGAUCCACCAGUGCAACCUAAGAUGAGGAUUUUUGGAGAGACUCAUCCGAUGCUGCAGUAUGUUGGACGCCGAGGCAUAGUCGGAGUCUGUGAACAUUUCAGCAUAUCAGAAUCUCAGCUUUCCUCUGUUUUCUAGAAACCAGCCAUAUGUACAGUUCAGACUUCACGCUCUGUUGAAAAUAAUGUCAGAAACACGUUAAAGUGCAUUGUACAAACUUGAAAAUGCAACAUUUACUCACUGUAGAGUGCAAA
Molecule: messenger RNA, 2373 nt
Organism: Sander lucioperca (pikeperch)
Lineage: Eukaryota; Metazoa; Chordata; Actinopteri; Perciformes; Percidae
Gene: tbx20
Product: T-box transcription factor 20
Exons: 8
Coding region: 324-1646 (440 amino acids)
Biological process (GO): heart looping; regulation of transcription by RNA polymerase II; cell fate specification
Cellular component (GO): nucleus
Molecular function (GO): DNA-binding transcription factor activity, RNA polymerase II-specific; RNA polymerase II cis-regulatory region sequence-specific DNA binding
Source: RefSeq, a predicted model, not a curated record